GAACUAAAGCAAAUUAAUUUAGUUAGGAGAAGAUGGAAGGAGGCGCUACUACAGACAAAAGGUUGGAAGGGAAGGUGGCGGUGAUCACUGGCGGAGCCAGUGGGAUCGGAGCGAGCACCGCAAGGUUGUUCGUCCAGCACGGUGCGAAGGUCGUUAUCGCCGACAUCCAAGACGACCUGGGUCACUCACUCUGUCAAGAACUGGGCUCCGACCACACCAUCACCUUCGUCCACUGCGACGUAAGCAACGAAGACGACGUCCGUAAUGCUGUGGACACGGCAGUCUCUAAAUACGGUAAGCUGGACAUCAUGUACAACAAUGCUGGAAUCGGCGGCAAAUUUGAAAGAUCGAUCUUGGAGGCGGAUAACGAAGAUUUCAAGAGAGUGUGGGAGGUGAACGUGUUUGGUGGGUUCUUGGGGGCGAAACAAGCAGCCAGAGUGAUGAUCCCAUCCAAGAAGGGCACCAUAAUCUUCACUGCCAGUGUUGCUUCUGUGGUAUCUGGGGGGACACCGCACGCUUAUGCGACGUCGAAGCACGCAUUGGUGGGGUUGAUGAAGAACCUGUGCGUGGAGUUGGGAGAGUUUGGGAUCAGAGUGAACUGCAUCUCUCCUUACGGGAUCGUGACACCCAUGCUGAAGAACGCACUUGGAUCGAUGGAGGAAGGUAUGAUCGAAGGAUUGGUAGGUAAAGCUGCCAACUUGAAGGGUGUGGUGGUCAAGGCUGAGGACGUGGCCCAGGCAGCUCUUUACUUGGCCGGCGAUGAGUCGAGGUACGUGAGUGGACUCAAUCUGGUUCUUGAUGGUGGUUACAGCACCACCAAUCCUGCUUUCCUAAAUGCCGUGGGAAUGGCGUUGAACCUCCCUAUGCCUGAGUAGACC
This is a messenger RNA of Telopea speciosissima, 878 nucleotides long. RefSeq names its product secoisolariciresinol dehydrogenase-like. Lineage: Eukaryota; Viridiplantae; Streptophyta; Magnoliopsida; Proteales; Proteaceae. The transcript has 2 exons. Gene Ontology annotation, molecular function: oxidoreductase activity, acting on the CH-OH group of donors, NAD or NADP as acceptor. Bases 33 to 875 code for a protein of 280 amino acids. The record is from RefSeq and is a predicted model, not a curated record.